Molecule: messenger RNA, 2859 nt
Organism: Besnoitia besnoiti
Lineage: Eukaryota; Apicomplexa; Conoidasida; Eucoccidiorida; Sarcocystidae
Exons: 5
Coding region: 1-2859 (952 amino acids)
Cellular component (GO): trans-Golgi network membrane
Source: RefSeq, a predicted model, not a curated record
AUGGACAGGACUCUGCUGAACAAGUUGACUUGCUCCGGGGAGGAAAUGCCGGCAGGCUAUCUCUACACCGAGCUCCUAGCCUGUACAAACAACCUUUUUCUGCCGGGGGGUGUCGGGCCUGCGGGCGGCGCCCAUUCCCAGUUUCGCCUAGGCCGCGCGGCGGCGGGCAUUGCGCCUGAAGACACGGUCGUGGAGAUCCUCGACUACGUCACGCGCAAGCUGGAGCGAAGCGACAGCGACCCCUUCGUAAAGACAAAGUGUCUGCGGCUGCUGAAGCACCUCUGUGAGCGUGGUCACGAGCGCAUCCGCAGCGUCAUCCAGCGGCGCUACAUCCACCGUAUCAAGAACUGUCAAACGUACAGAGGCCCGCCGCACCCGCUGCAGGGCGACGCGCCGAGCGCGGCUGUGCGCGCGGAGGCGGAGGCUUGCCUGCGGUGCCUGUACGCGCACGAGAACGGCGGCGGCGGAGCGGGGACGCCAGUAGUCUCCAUUGGGGCGACGGGUCGGAUCGAGGGCUUCGGCCCGGGGGCGCUGCGGGCCUCCUCCGGCGGCUUCGGGCCUGAGCGGGGCGCGCCGGUGAUCGGCGGCGGCGAGGGCGCGCUCGCAGGCGGCGGCGAGGGCGGGCGGGGCGGCGGCACGGAGUACUGUGGCGCCUCGUGGUCGUCUGGGGUUCCGUCGCACAUGGCGGGCUUCGGAAAUCCGCGAUUCUGCCACGAGCGACAGCCCUCCCGCGGCGAGCAGGCCCUCCAGCUGAUCUCGGCGACCGCGAGCAAAAUCCUUCCGACGGCCGUUCAGGAACAACUCCAGCGCGUCGUCGCCGGCACCCGCCCCACAGGCCCUGCCCUCGAGACCAGAAAGCGGCAGCUUCCCCCCGCCGUCGUUCGGGCGCGACCCCUCAAGUUGGAGAGAUGGCGGCGACUGCCGGUGGCGCGGGAGUGGGGCGUGGGCGUCUUCCUCGUUUUCCCCCUCUCCGCCGGGCUACGCAACGGUCCCGGAGGACUUCUCGCGCGGUGGGGUGUCCUCUUUCUACGGCUCGUCUGCGAGCCGGAGGCGUGGGGACAGCCCGCAGGGCCAGUACUGUCGCCCGACCUUGGGGGCGCGUCGUCGCCGGCGUCUGCGUCCUCUUUUUCCUCCUCCUCCUCCUCAGCGGGCGCGCUCACGUUUGCGUCUGCGAGCGCGGUGAAGGACUCCGCGAAGAACGGGUCUGCGGUCUCGACUUUGCUCCAGUCGGGCGAGUACGAAAACCGAGUGGUAGAGGAGCUGCUGAUUCCGUGCGGCGCGAAGCUGACGCCGUCGGCGGCGACGCUAAGUGAUUUUGUAAGCAAAUGCGAGCCGCUCGACGCCUGCGUCCUGGGCUGCGUGAUUCAGCAGAAGCUCGAGGACCCCGGAGUGCCCUGGCUCUCCAAGCUGCGUCUCCUCACAGGCUGCGAGGCGCUGCUGGCGCAGGAGCGCCAGCGCUCCGGCGGCAGAGGUGCCGCGGGGCGAGGGCGGUUUCGCGACAGCGACGCCGCCGCCGCAGCCCGCGAGGACGCCAGCCCGCUGGCGCUCGGCGAGGUGCUCGCGGCGAACGCAGCGGAGGCCAUCAAAGCCUGCGCGGAUCUGCCGCAGCUGAAGCGCCCCGCGGCGCAGGUGCUGCGUCUCCUCGCCGCGGCGGACGGCGGCGGAGACUCUGAGGCGGGCGAAGCGAAGGACGACGGGCGCCGGCGCGCGACCACCACGUCAGGCAGCGAGGAGGCGGAGACCGAGCCCGACGCCGGCGUUGACUUGCUCGACUUGGGGGACGAGGCCCCCCACGCGCGCGCGCCAGAAAACGGGGCUUUCCAGCGAGAAGAAGACCUCCUCGACCUGGGGAGUUGGGCUCCAGACAGCUCCGCGGGCGCCGCGCCUGAAACGCAGACCGACGGGGCGAACGCGUCGGCGUCGGCCGCGUCCCUGCCUCAGCUCAGUCAGGAUCUGCUCGACGUGCUUUCGGGCGAUUUGGCCUCGCUCUCUGUCUCUGCGCAGCCGCAAAGCGCCCCUAGCGCGUCCGCCUCCUCUUCUGCGUCGUCGUUUUUCUCAGGCUUGGUGGUGAAGGACAGACAGUGGAAAGAGCGGGAGUCCACUGUCGGCGCGAGUGCGACCGAAGGCUCGCUGCUUUCUCCGGCGUAUGCGUUGUCAGUCUCUGCGAAAAAGGACGUCUCCGCCGCUGCACCCGCGCCCCCCAGUCAGGACGUCCUCCAGCUCGACAGUCUCCUAUCUCCCUCGGGCGACGCCGGCCAGGCGUCGCGGGGCGUCCUUCCCUUUCCGCGCCCCACUGACGCUCUCAAACCGCCGCCUGAGGCGACUGGCAAGUCGCCUCUGCCGCUGAGUGCCCUGGCAGCGCGGCAGGCUUCAGCCAGCGCCGCGUCUGCGCUGCUCGCUCCGGCGCAGUCGCGGACGGCGCAUCUGGAUUCAGUUUUCAACUCGGCCGGCGCGAUGCAGCUCGGCGCUGCGCAGAGCGGACUGACGGGCUACGCGGCGCUUUUCCCCCACAGUCAGGGCGGCGCUGCGCCUGCGUGUGCGGGGAGCAGCAGCGUCAGUCUCCUGGGGUCGCCGUUGGUUUCCCCGACGUCGUUUUCGAAGAAUGCCAACGCGCUCGGUGGCGGCGCGGCGUCGGCUUUCUCGCUGGGGACGGCCGCGGCACCCGCGCGCGAAGCGGCAGAGAGAGUCGAGAGGAACGACGUGUCGUUCGCGCUCCCCUCGCAGCUGGGCGCCGACGCCAGCUCGCCGUCCUCCCGCCGCAGCCCUGCGACGGUGCACGGGUCCAGCGCCGGCAGCCGCGCCGCGCCCGGCGCCAAGCAGGACGAAGCGCGAACAAAAUUCGCAUUCGUGACCUCGUAG